CUCAUGGGUUAUCGGUUUCCAGCUCGCUGCUCAUUGCUGCGUCCUACUCCUUUCCAUGGUUCCUCCGUUUUGUCACAUUAUCCGUGCGUAAUCGAUGUUUCAUCGACUAUCGACACCGACAGUGAGGCGUUGCGACCUGCCCGUUGCGAUAUUUCCACCUUUUGCCAAUGUUUCCAUUUUGCGUGUACCCAUCGAUCGCACUAUCGUCCAGUGACAAUCGACCGCCUACAAAUCGAGGCGCUCCCUUCCCUAGCUCAUGGUUAUUUUGCAACUUUCGUAGCCGGCUGCUCCUGGCUCCAUGCUGGCAACACUCGAGAGCGGGUGCGGAGAGGACUUCGCAUAUUGCUUCGCAACUGGGACAGCAGGUUGCUGGUGCGGCCCAUGUAUGCCCUUUUCUUGUUCCAGCAAUGUCCAAAAAUCAACUUCUUGGCCCCGUGCUUUUUCGGGAAUUCAUUCACGGCGGCGUGGCUACUCCGUCGCCAUUCCGAUCCUCGCUCGUGAACCACGCCCACUCUUAGCGGGGGGUGGGUGGCACCUCCGGCAGCCACCGCGGAGGGGACGGUGCGCAGGGCUCGUCCUCCUCCUCGCCCUUCCGCCACGGACUGGGGUCCUCGGUCGCGUAUCUGGGGGUCCUCCACCGGUUCCUCCCACAACCGUUGCUCUUCCUGUUCCGCCUCCUGUAGACGGGCAUGCCAUCGCGCUGUCGUCUCCUCUUGGUCCUGGCGCAGCCUGACCUGCCACCGCCCCUCCUCCUCCGUCGUCCGCUGCUGCUCCCGGCCCGGCAGACCGCCUCAGCGUGGCCCCUCGGGAGUUCCGCUCCUCCUGCCGCGCCUCGGGCCUCGGGAGUCGCUCCCUCGACGUCCAUCGUCCCGCGCGAUAUACGGUUGGCGGCCGCUCCCCUCCGGAGCCGCCACUCCCUGUCCUUUACUUCUUGACUUGUAGUCCUCGACCGUCGCAAGGCUCCCCUUACAUGAAACCUCGGUUGCGCGCCUUUCUCUUUGAUCGACACCGUUAUGUCCUUUCCUGGGGCGCUUGCUCUCUUGCGGUACAGCUCUCUUUGCUGUGCCGUAUUCCCCCUUCCUUCGUAAAACACAAACGUUGUACUCCGUCAGAUCAUAGUGGCACUCUGAAUGCUGCGGUUCGUUGUUCCUCUGAGUUCCCUAACUAACUUGCUUUGAGACCCUAACUUUGAUCACCCUUGCUGAGUAUCCCUGAAGGUUGUCCUUGGAGGGUAUCCUUCGGGGCGUUCCUGGGCGGUAUCCUUGGAGUAUCCAUGGGGCGUUCCUGGGCGGUAUCCUUGGAGUCUUUAGAGUAUCCUUGGGGUAUCAUUGGAGUAUCCUUGGGGUAUCCUUCGGGUAUCCUUAAGUUAUCGUUGGAGUAUCCUUAGGGUAUACUACGGCUAUACUAAGGGAAUCCUUGGAGUAUCGUUGGGGUAUCUUUGGUGUAUCCUUGGGGUAUCCUUAGAGUAUCCUUCGGGAAUCCUUGGGGUAUCCUUAGGAUAUCCUUCGGGUAUCCUUUGGGUAUCCUUCGGGUUUCCUUGGGGUAUCGUUGGGGUAUCCUUACGGUAUCCUUGGGGUAUCCUUCCUGUUUGAUUGAUUUGCUUUUGCUACUGUUGUUGUGCCGUCCUUGUCAGUGUCCUUCCCGCCUGGCGUAACCACUGAUAAUUCUGGCAAAAGCCCGAC
This is a messenger RNA of Drosophila suzukii, 1682 nucleotides long. Lineage: Eukaryota; Metazoa; Arthropoda; Insecta; Diptera; Drosophilidae. The record is from RefSeq and is a predicted model, not a curated record.